AAUCACCGAGUUGAUCUCCUCCCCGAGUUGCACCGAUGGGUCCCAGGAAGUUUCUCUUGGCCUCCAUUACUACCGUAUCAGUUCUUCUUUACAUGUUUCCGCACGCCAGUUCGGAGUCCGUAGCCCUCCCUCCCGAAUCGGCCUAUGGCCCGGCCGCAGAGAGUCCGGACGCCGGUGCGCGGGAUCUCAGCCCAGUGCCGCCGCCGAUGGUAUUCGACGUCGACGACUACGGCGCCUCGGCCGGCGGCGACGCCACCGAGGCGUUUCUCGCGGCGUGGAAGGACGCCUGCAACUCCUCCUCCGACCCGUCCCUGCUCCUCGUGCCCGAGGGGAAGGCCUACCUCCUCAUGCCCGUCAGCUUCACCGGCCCCUGCAGGGCUACCACGAUCACGGCAAUGAUCAGGGGAACGCUGGAGGCGCCGUCGAACCGGUCGGUGUGGCUGGACGGCGACCGCCGGGAGCGGUGGAUCACGUUCGAGGACGUCGACAGCCUGCACGUCAUGGGCGGCGGGACGCUCAACGGGCACGGGCAGGAGUGGUGGAUCAACUCGUGCAAGGUCAACAAAUCCAUGAAAUGCGUCGCCGGCCCGACGGCCCUGUACUUCAGGAGCUGCGACCAUCUGGUGGUGGACGACCUGGAGGUAAAGGACAGCAUGCAGAUGCACGUCGUGAUCGCCAACUGCUGGAAAGCCGCCGUCUCGCGGCUGUUCGUCACCGCGCCGGGGUGGAGCCCCAACACCGACGGGAUCCACGUAUCCAACAGCAGAGAGGUGUCCAUAACCAACUGCAUCAUCAGCACAGGUGAUGACUGCAUAUCCAUUGUGUCUGGCUCUGAGUUUGUGUGGGCAUCAGGCAUAUAUUGUGGGCCGGGCCAUGGAAUAAGCAUUGGCAGCCUAGGAGCGAACAAAUCGCGGGCCCAUGUCUCUGACGUGCUGGUGGAGAAGGCCACGCUGGUGGGCACAACCAACGGUGUGCGGAUCAAAACAUGGCAGGGAGGAGAAGGGUCUGCAGAGAGGAUUAUUUUCCAAGACAUAAAGAUGUACAAUGUCACUAACCCUAUCAUCAUUGACCAGAACUACUGUGACUCCAAGAAACCAUGCUCCGAAGAGGAAUCAGCUGUUGCCAUAAGUGACAUACGCUACAACAACAUACACGGAACCAGUUCAUCGAAAGUCGCGGUGAAAUUCAUUUGCAGCAGCGCUGUCCAUUGCGAUGGCAUAGUGAUGCAAGAUGUUUCUUUGGUCGGGCAAAAAGGGGCCUACCUUAAAUGUUCCUCCGUGAACGCCAGAGUUAUAACACCAGGAUUCAACUACCCUUAUUGCACCGCGGACAUGUAGUUUGUUUUCCAGUAGUACUACACAAGUUUUGCCCAUUUUAUACUCUGUUUUAUAGAGGGUGUUUAGCCCAGGGGUACUUUUUAGGGAGUUUUGGUAAUAUUUACUAGUUCAAAAGUACCCUCGGCACAUGGGCGGCACUAGGAGUAUUGUUGGGUCUUCAUGUGAAUACCCAUGACUUUUACAAAACAGUGCUAAUUUUGGCAAAACAGUAAUAAUUUUCAAAAAACAACAAUG
Molecule: messenger RNA, 1571 nt
Organism: Triticum dicoccoides
Lineage: Eukaryota; Viridiplantae; Streptophyta; Magnoliopsida; Poales; Poaceae
Product: polygalacturonase-like
Exons: 9
Coding region: 36-1337 (433 amino acids)
Biological process (GO): carbohydrate metabolic process
Molecular function (GO): polygalacturonase activity
Source: RefSeq, a predicted model, not a curated record